GGAGAUGUUAACUACCUCGCCCGGUAUACAGGAGACUCGAGGAGGUUGGCUCCUUCCGUGCUCAUGGAUACGUUUAUUAUGCGGGACGAUGAGGAGAAGCCUGGCAGUACGAUCUGGCUGCCAGUGAAAGUGGAGACUCAAGACAACAAUCACGCUAAAGUAGCAGACAUUCUCAUUAAAGAGGAGAAUGUUCAGGCUGAUGGGAGGAGUCUGGACAUUAAACAGGAGAACCCAAGCACCAAUGGCCGAGAACUUCACAUCAAACAAGAGAAGCGGCAGGUUGAACGACAGGACCUGCACAUUGUGGAGGUCGACCUUAAAGAUCUACUGGUUGGCAAUGGUUCAUCUGUGAGACCUGGAGAGUCACGGGCCUCACGGGCCUCACGGGGAGACUGUGCAACAUCAUCAGGCGUAGCGGAGAUCGAAGUGGAGGUGGACGACGAAGGAACAGUUGUGAACGAUGGCCUGGAGAUACACUCCCAAGCAAAUGCCCCGACGACGAGCAUCAGAGAGAGGCCACACAAAUGCUCCGUGUGCAGCAAGAGCUUUGUUCGUCCAUCGGAUCUGAAGAACCAUGUGAUGAGUCAUACGGGAGAGAAGCCGUACAAGUGCUACAUGUGUGAGAAUGCUUUUGUUACCGCAUCAAAUCUCAAGAAUCACAUGAGCAUCCACAACGGAGAGAAGCCGUACAGGUGCUCUGUGUGUGGGAAGGGAUUCAAUCGCUCAUCAACCCUUGCGACCCACGCCACGAUUCACGCCACGGAGAAACCACACAUAUGCCCCGUGUGCGGAAAGGGAUUCAGUCGACCAUUUGCUUUGAAGUGCCAUGUGGUGAUCCAUUCGGGCGAUUGCCCGCACAAGUGUGCAUUGUGUGGAAAGGAAUUUAGAAAGGAAAUGCAGCUCCAGGACCACAUGAGGAACCACACUGGAGAGUGGAGCCAUAGGUGCUCCGUGUGUGGGAAGGGGUUUAGUCGCUCAUUUGUACUGAAGACUCAUAUGAUGACCCACACGGGAGAGAGGCCACACAAGUGCCCCGUCUGCGGAAAGGGAUUCGGCCGCUUGUCAACCCUUCAGAACCACGCCACUAUGCACACCGGAGAGAAGGUGCACAAGUGCCUCGUGUGCGGAAAGGGAUUCAGUCGGCCAUCAGCCAUUAAGAGUCACAUGAUGAUCCACACGGGCGAAAGCCCACACAAGUGCUCGAUGUGCGGAAAGGGAUUCACGGAGUCGGUGCAGCUCAAGAGGCACAUGAGGAACCACACGGGAGAGUGGCGCCACAGGUGCUCCGUGUGCCAGAAAGGGUUUAUUCGCCCAUCAGAACUGAAGAAUCACAUGAUGACCCACACGGGAGAGAGGCCACACAAGUGCUCUGUGUGUGGGAAGGCCUUUAAGCAAUACACAGCCUUGAAAAGUCACAUGAAGACCCAUACGGGAGAAAGACCACACAAAUGCUCUCUGUGCGAGAAGGACUUUAAGCAGUGUACAGGCCUGAAGAGUCACAUGUUAACCCACACGGGAGAAAGGGCAUACAAGUGCUCUGUGUGUGAGAAGGACUUCAUCCACUCUACAUCCCUGAAGAGUCACAUGAAGACCCAUUCGGGAGAGAAACCAUAUAAGUGUUCUGCAUGUAAGAAGGACUUUAGGCACUCUACAACCCUGAAGAAUCACAUGAAAACCCACACGGGAGAGAAACCACAUGUGAUCUGUGUGUGGGAGUAGUUUUAAUUAAUAAAGCCUUAAAGUACACAUUUUGACCCACAGUGGAGAUCGGCAUCCAUGUGGGAACAGCUAUCAAACACAAUGACAUGAGGAAGAUGGCCAGUGAGGAAUAUAUCAGGAGAGCAAAGAUCAUAUCAAGUCAUCUUCAACAGCUCGAAACGAAUUGAAAAUUACAAACCAGUUAGCUGCGCCAGUUGUUACUCGUAGCUCUGGGUAAACAUAUUGGCCCUUAAAAUAUCUACACUACUUGGAUGUAAAGAUUAAGAAACCUCUAUCUACGUAAGAAGUUGUAUACGACCAGUGUCAGAGGUUGUAUGUGCCUCGUGCCGAGGGAUGGCAAGGCUCACAGUACUGGUUAUGGAGCUUACCCCUAUUAUGCCUGAACAUAUCUGCAAUCAUCAAAACACUCAACAACUAAAUGGAAUUGCAGGGUUGAGGCCUUAUCCAUUUCAGUAAUAAAGCUUAGACAUGCAUUCUGAAGGAGAAAGGGAUCGCAUCAAGACAGCGUUAUUGACAAAAGAGUUUGCAAACUAACAGAAGAGAUUUUAUUUAGAGCAAAAUUAAGCAUCCAGAAAAAAUUACUCGAGAACCACAGUGCAUUUGAAAAUGAAGUUCCAGAGGAAUGAAUUUCUCGAUAAAGAUUUCCCACAUGGAUAUAGAUUAGAAAUGGGGACAUGAGUCCCAUCACAGGACACCGGAGUACCCAAAGGAAAUCCACAGACACGAGGGGAUUACACUCAAAUGCCCACGCAGAUGACUUCAACUAAUUUAUUGUAAUUCCACCUAUCCAUCUUAUGGCCCAAUUGGUUUUGGUAGUCGUGUGUCUGCAUAAUCAAAUGUUAGAUUACUGGUGUGAGCCACCUUACAUUCUAUUAACUUGGAUGUAACUACACACACACACAAAAAUAUAUUGAAUGCCAGCAAAACAAACAUCUUUCUCAUAGCAAAACUAAAAAAAUGUAUGUUCUGAUGAUUGAGUUAUCAGUCCUGAUUGACUAUUUAGCAUUUGUUUUAAAAACUUUUAUUUCCGAUUGCGAAGAACAGGUCCAAAUGCCCAAACAAGGCUAAGUGGCUGUUCCCAACAGCACAAUUAGAGGCGUAAGAGAUGAGUGUUCACACAUUUCUUGGAUUGAGCAUUAUUAUGAGAACUUGGAAUUUGAGAUGAUGAGACAAUGUUGUAGUUAGAACAGUGCAGGGAAGGAAGCAGAAAGAGAUACAGUUUGGUUAAGAUACACUUUGGUUAAGAUUAAACCGCCUCUCUUGUAGACCGAGUUCUUCACUUGGAUUGGAGGAAUUAAUUAGUUAAGUUCAUGGAAAAAGUAACCGUGGUAGUAUUGAUUAUAAGAGUGAUAAGAAGACACCACCAGUGAGUGAGUGUCUGGAGUGAAUCUGUAAGUGCCGGAUCACCAAUCAACCGAACUGCUUUAAAUUAUAUCCAGCAUUGUGAGGUAUGAACUGGAUGCUCCACCCCAGAUUUGACAACAGUAUUCCAACGUUGGCCAAAGUUAUGAUUUGUCUAGUCAUGGUAUAUAUUUUUUUGUUCAAUAAGGCAUUCACACACAAAAAAAGCAAAGCCUUUGAAGCCUCCUUAACCAGGUUAGUAAUAUAGCUAUUCCAUGACAGGUCAGGCGUGCUUGUUGUACCAAACAGAUAUUACCAGUCUCACGCGAUAUCACUUUGUGUUUUUGUUGUUGAAGGUGACCCAGUUUCUAUCACUCCAAUCCAGAAGUUUCAAAUAGUGAUUGAUGGUGCGGCAUGUGCACAUUGAACAGCUAGAUGUCUAUUGCGUUCAUCUUGUGAUUUCAAUAAAGUGCACUGUCAUCUGCAAAGGAGGGGAUCAUAUGAGUAAAAUAAUUAAUAAAGAGAACAAAUAAUGUUGGAGAUGAAACAACUUUGCGGAACACCAACGUUAUUGAUGAAGGUAUCUGACUGGCGAUCUCUUAACUACUGCAUAUAUUUAUCCAGGCUUGAGAUUAAGAUAACAAGUCGCCUAUAAACCAUGCUUAACAUAAUCCAUGCUGAUGGAUACUGGGAAAUUAUGAUGUCAAGUGGUUGAACUGUUGAUUAGAGAUGAAAGACGUUCAAUAUCAGAAUAUUUCUUUAUACUGGAGGAAUCCGAUAAGCUUUAAAGCUCUUUUCACAAGUCCAUUUGAAGUAUUGUGCAUUUAGCAUAGUUUGGUGGUAGUAAGGCAAUGUAUCGUUUCUUAUUUGGCGAGUACAUCUAUUUCUUCCUGUAUAUUCUUAGUUUUUUCGGUAAAGUCACGUUGAAGAGAAACAGCAAAAUAAUAAAAUAUAU
Petromyzon marinus (sea lamprey) is the source of this 4015-nucleotide messenger RNA. The record is from RefSeq and is a predicted model, not a curated record. Lineage: Eukaryota; Metazoa; Chordata; Hyperoartia; Petromyzontiformes; Petromyzontidae.